This is a messenger RNA of Mytilinidion resinicola, 897 nucleotides long. RefSeq lists its product as uncharacterized. NCBI's taxonomy places the organism in Eukaryota, Fungi, Ascomycota, Dothideomycetes, Mytilinidiales, Mytilinidiaceae. The transcript has 2 exons. Bases 1 to 897 code for a protein of 298 amino acids. The record is from RefSeq and is a predicted model, not a curated record.
AUGUAUUCUCGCGCCCUCGCUCUGCUCCUAGCCGUGGCUCAAGCUCUUCCACCUCUCAACUCGCUCACCGACUCUGCCGUCGCUCUCUCCUCUCAACCGCAAUCUCCUCUCUCGCAAUUAUCCAUCUCGCUCUCUUUUGACCUAGGCCCCACUCUAAUCUGCCCCCCAUAUGAAGGCUUCGUCCGGACCAUCAACGGCCGCGCAUACCAUCUCUACUGCUUCAACGCCGCCUAUGGUGCCUGGGCUUGGCUGCCAGCGUCCAAGAGCCUGGCAGAGUGCGAGGCGCACUGCCAUGCCGGCAGCCUAGACUGCAAUGGACUGACGUGGUUCCCUCUAACGACAGCGUGUGCGGUAGUGUACUCAAAGGACGCGCUCCCCUACAUCUGGGACAACGGCUACCAAAAGGUCGCCGCCGUCCCGCUCAACCACACUAGCGCCGCGUUCGGACCUGGCAUGCUGUGCCCCCUCCCCGGCUCCGACAACCAAGUGUGGGCAUUUGACCCACAGCUGCCGACGCCGUUUUCGCCGUCAUCGCUCGAUCCGCUCACCAGAAAUCCAGCAACGUCUAGGUUCAAACUCUCUUGCACGAACCAGUUUGCUGUUCCCCCGACUGCCAAAAAGCCUAUUGGUGAUGUGCUUAGCGUAAACGAGUGUGCGCUAGCUUGUAUGAAGGAUGCAGCGUGUGCGGGCUUCCAUUUCUACUGGCCGUAUUUCCCCGGUGGGCCGGUCAAUGGGCGGAGGACGUGCGAGUUAGUUAUUGGUGAGGUGGGGGAAGGAAAUUGGACCGCUAUUGACAAGCCGAACAAGUACUUGAGCGGGUUGAAAGUGGGAGGCGGGGAAUGUGGGGAUGAAGGGUGGAAUCGGGAUGGGAAAGGAAAAGGGGUGGAAGAGGACUAG